AUGGUUUAUUGUUUUCGCAGCAUGAAAUAUCGCCUAUGUCGUCAAUCUCUUAAUACUAUCUUUAAAUCUUUUAUCUUACCAUUAUUUGACUAUGCAGAUGUCAUUUGGGAUAACUGUUCCGAACAAGACAGCAAUAAACUAGAACAGCUGCAACUAGACGCCAUUCAUACGAUCACUGGUCUUGUAAGGGGUACUUCUCAUGCCGUCUUAUACCGAGAAUCUGGAUAUACUCCUCUAUCAGAAAGACGUAAACGUCACAAAAUAAUACUUUUCUACAAAAUGAUUAAUAAACUAGUUCCCCAAUAUCUAUCCAUUUUUGUCCCACCAACUAUAUCUCUUAUAAACCCAUAUCCUGUUCGUAAUCAGGGUAACCUUAGAACAAUAGCAACCAAUUCUACUCAAUACCAGGUCUCCUUCCGACCUUCAGCGGUUGAAUUAUGGAAUAGCCAAUCGGAAAAAGUCAAAUUAUGUGAAACUAUCGCUACACUUAAACGCAGUCUAUCAGAAACAGAUUCUAAAAUACCAACCUAUCACUAUACUGGAAAUCGAACAACUCAAAUAUUACACUGUCGCCUUAGACAUUCCAAAAGUGAUCUAAAUGCUCACAAAUUUUCUAUGUUCAUAUCUGACGACCCAAGAUGUCCCCAAGGGCAUCCCUUAGAAAAUGCAGACCACUCAAUGCCUUGA
Molecule: messenger RNA, 687 nt
Organism: Lottia gigantea (owl limpet)
Lineage: Eukaryota; Metazoa; Mollusca; Gastropoda; Lottiidae
Exons: 1
Coding region: 1-687 (228 amino acids)
Source: RefSeq, a predicted model, not a curated record